Molecule: messenger RNA, 1851 nt
Organism: Neogale vison (American mink)
Lineage: Eukaryota; Metazoa; Chordata; Mammalia; Carnivora; Mustelidae
Product: signal-regulatory protein beta-1-like
Exons: 6
Coding region: 74-1267 (397 amino acids)
Biological process (GO): positive regulation of T cell activation; positive regulation of phagocytosis
Cellular component (GO): plasma membrane
Source: RefSeq, a predicted model, not a curated record
UCCUCCCCACAGGUCAGAGGUCCCAUCGCCUAGCACACACAUUUGCAGACAGCGGGAUCCUCAGGCCUCUACCAUGUGGGCCCCUGCCUCCGGACCAUGCCCUUCUCCUCACCUGCUGCUGGCUCUGCUGUUGGGACUCACAGGUGUGGCCGGUGAGGCGGGGCUGCACGUGAUCCAGCCUGACAAGUCAGUGUCUGUUGCAGCUGGACAGACAGCCACUCUGCGCUGUACCGUGACCUCCCUAAUCCCCACAGGGCCGACUCAGUGGUUCAGGGGGACAGGGCCAGGCCGGGAGUUAAUCUUCAGUUUCAAAGGAGGCCACUUCCCCGGAGUAACAAAUGCUUCAGACGCCACAAGGAGAAACAACAUGGACUUUUCCAUCCGCAUCAGUAACAUCACCCCAGCAGACACCGGAACCUACUACUGUGUGAAGUUCCAGAAAGGGACCCCUGAUGUGGAGUUUAAGUCUGGACCAGGCACCCAGGUCACUGUGAGUGCCAAACCCUCUCCCCCCGUGGUGUCCGGCCCCACGGCCAGGGCCUCGCCGGAGCAGACAGUGAACUUCACCUGCAAGUCCGGCGGCUUCUCCCCCAGAAACAUCACCCUGAGAUGGUUCAGAAACGGGAAUGAGCUGGCAGCCUCCCAGACGAGCGUGGACCCAGAGGGAAACAGAACUUCCUACAGCAUCUCCAGCACAACCAGGCUGGUGCUGUCCCCGGGGGACGUUCAUUCCCAGGUCAUCUGCGAGGUGACCCACGUGACCCUGCAGGGGAGCCCUCCUCUUCGUGGGACUGCCAACCUGUCUGAGGUCCUCCGAGUUUCGCCCACCUUGGAGGUUUCCCAGAAGCCAGUGUCAAGAGACCAGGUGAAGGUCACUUGCCAAGUGAAGAAGUUUUACCCCCAGCGCCUCCAGCUGACCUGGCUGGAGAACGGCAACGUGUCCCGAACAGAAAAGGCCUCAAGGUCCUUGAACCUUGUAAAGAACAAGGAUGGGACCUUUAACUGGACGAGCUGGCUCCUGGUGAACUCAUCCGCCCACAGGGAAGACGUGGUGUUCACCUGCCUGGUGCAGCACUACGGGCAGCCCGCGGUCACCAGAAACCAUACCCUUGUGGCCUCUGCCCACCAGAAGGACCAGGAGCCAAGGCCAUUUACUCCAUUCCUGAUGGCUCUCAGCCUGGCCCUGAAGCUGUUGCUGCUCAUCACUGUUUCUGCCAUCUAUGUCCACAAGAAGCGAGCGCCGGAUUGUGUCCCAGGAGGAAAAUAGCACCGAGGACAUAAGAGACACGUGGGAAACAUUUCUGGAAUGCUGAGCAGAUAAUCAACUGUGAACAUGGGUCCCACAGCUCCUCCCUUCCUCCCCUACUACUUGCCACCCUCAGUCUCUGCUCCCUCCUUCCUUCCUUGAGGGCCCAGGCAAAGACAAGGAACAAGGAGAAGCUUCCCCAACUCUGCCCCAAAUACCUUGCUUCCUCCAGAGACCCACCUGCCCACAGUCCCUUCUGAUCCUUCUCACAAUCCUUGAUGCCCCCAGAGCUGGGUGUUCACAGCAUGUCCUCAGCAGGGGUCAUGGGAACUUGCUCUUGGGACUGAUGCAUGGGUAUCUGCCUGAAUGUAAGAAACAAGUCACAUCUACGUAUACCAGGUGCCUCUCAUUCAUAUUCUGGGGACUGUGGCCUGAACUUCGUGCUCAUAUCCAUGUUCUUGGGAUUUAUUUCUGCCAACCCCCGACAUUCUAGCCUUGUUGAGUUUCUUCACUGGGUUGUAAAUAAAAGGAAUCUGUCGUGAAAAGAAGGGCCAUCUGUACCCCAAUGUUUAUAGCAGCAAUGGCCACGGUCGCCAAACUAUGGA